UAUAUAUAUAUAUAACCAUAGCAACAAAAAUACAAAACAAAACGAAAUUGUCAUAUAGUUUGCAAUUAUUAGAAAUCAUAAUAUUGUAUUUAUUCGAUUAUUUGAGACAUGGGAGAACCAAAGGCAACGACCAUUAAAGAAGCAUUAGCCAAAUGGCAGGAAAAGAACAAAACGCCACUUUCAGAAGCUUUAUAUGUGGGCUUGCAAUUUCAAUGGCCACCAAUUGAAAAAAUGGAUUCUAACCUAGCAGUUUUAAAGAAUUGCGAGAAAUUAUCAUUGAGCACAAAUUGUAUCGAAAAAAUAACUAGUCUUGACGCUUUAAAAAACUUAAAAGUAUUAUCGUUGGCACGGAACAACUUAAAAAAUUUCAAUGGAAUUGAUAAAUUGGCUGAUACUUUAGAAGAAUUAUGGAUAUCUUAUAACUAUAUUGAUAAACUGAAAGGUAUAAUGGGAAUGAAGAAACUAAAAGUAUUAUACAUGGGUAAUAAUUUAGUCGACAGUUGGAAUGAGGUGCAAAAACUAUUAAAAUUAGAAACUCUUCAAGAACUAGUACUGGCCGGUAAUCCAAUACAAGAGUCUUUCUUGGAAGAACAAGUUUGGCGUACUGAAUGCGUUAAGAAACUAACACACAUAUCAAUAUUGGAUGGAAUUCCUAUCAUAAGAGAAUAAAAAUUAUUAAUAAUAUUAUAUGAUUCAAUUUUUGUUUCACGAAAUACUAAACAAAAUAUAUUAUUUUAUCACAGAAAACCACUUAUAAUUUAGUUAAUAAACGAAUUAUAAUAACAAAAAAAAAAAUUUUUAUAAAUGUUUAAAUAAAGUAUUUUGUCAAUAGACACUUAGAGUGUUAUGGUACAGAUUUAUUAAAAUAUGUUUUUUCAGGAGCUUAUAAUUUGCGCUAUAAUCAUAAAUAUAUGUAAUUCGCACCACUGUUGGUAGUUGAAAAUAGUGUUUGUUAAACUUAUGUAGGUAUUCGAUUGUCUAGUGUGUUUUCGAUUAUUUGAGGAAUUAUAAAGUAUUUUAUUGGUUUUUGAAAUUUUUUAGAAUGAUACUUAAAUGUACGCAGUUUUACUAAUUGUUCAAUUUAUAUUAAAUUAAAAAUUUAAUUUUUAAGGGGUCUAUGGAAAUGUUCAUGUUUUAGCUAGGAACUAAUAGACUAAGGUAUAUUUUAAUAUAAAUAUAUUGUUGCAAUCACGGAGAAUUUUAAAAGAAGGAUGGCCAUUUCGGAAGUUUAAAAUGAAAAAAAGGUGGGUAAAUGGAUGUCACUCUGCUGUACGUAAGUUAGAAGUGGGUCACUGUAUAAUGGAUAGUAUUAA
Messenger RNA from Acyrthosiphon pisum (pea aphid), 1313 nucleotides. Its product is annotated as dynein light chain 1, axonemal-like. The transcript is spliced from 4 exons. The record is from RefSeq and is a predicted model, not a curated record. Gene Ontology annotation, cellular component: cytoplasm. Gene Ontology annotation, molecular function: alpha-tubulin binding; dynein heavy chain binding. NCBI's taxonomy places the organism in Eukaryota, Metazoa, Arthropoda, Insecta, Hemiptera, Aphididae. The coding region runs from base 109 to 669 and encodes 186 amino acids. Gene Ontology annotation, biological process: outer dynein arm assembly.